AUGCCGAACGCCGGACGUGUCCUGGCCAAGGGCCUCGGCAUCGACCCCGACGCCCGGUACCGCAACGAGCCGAGAGAGGCCGUCCAGUCCGCCGCCGCCUCCUUCAACUCGGUCGAGCAAUACGAGGAGCGGGAGCCCACCGUCGCCGAGUUCAUCCAAGCCCACAGGCCCACGAUCCCGGGCACGCUCGCCUACAUCAAGUCUCUGUUCCCCUUCUGGUCCUGGAUCUUCCACUACAAUGCCACAUGGCUGCUGGGAGACAUCAUCGCAGGUGUCACGGUCGGUUUCGUGGUCAUCCCGCAGGGCAUGGCGUACGCCCUCCUCGCCCAGCUGAGCCCGGAAUACGGCCUGUACACCUCCUUCGUCGGCUUCCUGCUCUACUGGGCCUUCGCGACCUCCAAGGACAUCACCAUCGGCACCGUGGCCGUCAUGUCCCAGCUGGUCGGCAACAUCGUCCUGCGCGUGCAGGACACCCACCCGCAGUACGAGGCGCCGCAGAUCGCGCAGGCGCUCGCCAUCAUCUCGGGCGCCGUGCUGCUCGGCAUCGGCCUCGUGCGCCUCGGCUGGAUCGUCGAGUUCAUCCCGCUCGUCGCCAUCACCUCCUUCAUGACCGGCGCCGCCAUCUCCAUCGCCGCCGGCCAGGUCCCCGCCCUCCUCGGCAUCUCCGGCGUCAACACCCGCGGCGCGACGUACAUGGUCAUCAUCGACACGCUCAAGGCGCUGCCGCGGGCCAAGCUCGACGCCGCCAUGGGCCUCACGGCGCUCUUCCUGCUGUACGCGAUCCGCUUCUUCUGCAACUUCAUGUCGGAGCGCCAGCCGGGCCGGAAGAAGUUCUGGUUCUUCAUGUCGACGCUGCGCAUGGCCUUCGUCAUCCUCCUGUACGUCCUCAUCAGCUGGCUCGUCAACCGGCACGUCAACUGGGACGCCAAGAAGGCCAAGUUCAAGAUUCUCGGCAAGGUGCCUAGCGGCUUUCAGCACGCCGGGGCGCCGAAGAUCGACACGGAGCUUCUCUCGGCGGUGGCCCCCGAUCUGCCGGUCACCAUCAUCGUGCUGAUUAUUGAGCAUAUUGCGAUUUCCAAGUCCUUCGGCAGAAUCAACAACUAUGUCAUCAACCCGUCGCAGGAACUGGUCGCCGUCGGCUUCACUAACCUUUUCGGCCCCUUCUUGGGUGCGUACCCUGCCACCGGCUCCUUCUCCCGAACUGCCAUCAAGUCAAAGGCCGGCGUUCGCACUCCGCUCGCUGGUAUCUUCACCGCCGUGAUUGUGCUUCUGGCUCUGUAUGCCUUGACCUCCGUGUUCUUCUACAUCCCGAUGGCGAGUCUCGCGGGUCUGAUUAUCCACGCCGUCGGUGAUCUCAUCACCCCUCCCAAGGUCGUUUACCAAUUUUGGGAGGUCUCGCCUCUGGAAGUCUUCAUCUUCUUCGGGGGAGUCAUCCUCACGAUCUUCACCGAUAUCGAGAAGGGCAUCUACCUCACCAUGUGCGCAUCGGCGGCGCUCCUGCUGGUGCGCCUGGCCAAGGCCAAGGGCCACUUUCUCGGUCGCGUCAGGGUCUACCGCGCAAGCAAAGACACGGCCGGCAAGGGGGUUCCCUUCAACGACCAGGGAGAGCCAAUCGACCUGCCUUCGCGCGAGGCCUACGUGCCUCUCCUGAAGAACGACGCCUCGAACCCCAUCAUCGACGUCCAGACUCCCUACCCCGGAGUCUUCGUGUACCGCUUUGGCGAGGGCUUCAACUACACCAACCAGGCACACUACAUGGACGGCCUGGUCGAUUUCGUCAUGAGGCACGCUCGCCGUACGGUCCUCGACAGGUACGAGAAGCUCGGUGACCGUCCCUGGAACGACCCCGGCCCGCGGCGCGGCGCCAAGAUCGACAUGGAAGACACGCGCCCGAUCCUCCGCGCCAUCAUCCUGGACUGCUCGGCCGUGAACAACAUCGACGUGACGUCGAUCCAGGGCCUGAUCGACGUGCGCAACCAGCUCGACCACUACGCCGAGCCCGAGGUCGUCGAGUGGCACUUCGCCAACGUGAACAACCGCUGGACGCGCCGCGCGCUCGCGGCCGCCGGCUUCGGCUUCCCCUCGGUCAGGGACGAGGGCAUCGGCCGGUGGAAGCCCAUCUUCAGCUUCGCGCCCGUCGACGCCGGGUCGAACCAGGCGCCGCACAUCGCCUCGCAGCGCAGCCGCGACGAGGAGGAGCACCGCCACGACGAUGUCAUCUCGCCGCCGAGCAAGAACGUGGGCGACGGCGCCGCGCCGGUGGCCGGUCGCGGGGACGGCAGGUUGGCGGCGAUCCAGGGCAUGAACAGGCCGUUCUUCCACAUCGAUGUGGCCGCGGCGGUGGAGAGCGCCAUCUUCAACGCGGAGCAGAAGAGCGAGGUUUCUCCCACGACCUCGAUUCUGAAGAGCGGUUAG
This is a messenger RNA of Colletotrichum karsti, 2415 nucleotides long. RefSeq names its product sulfate permease ii. Bases 1 to 2415 code for a protein of 804 amino acids. Gene Ontology annotation, biological process: transmembrane transport. The transcript has 3 exons. The record is from RefSeq and is a predicted model, not a curated record. Lineage: Eukaryota; Fungi; Ascomycota; Sordariomycetes; Glomerellales; Glomerellaceae. Gene Ontology annotation, molecular function: secondary active sulfate transmembrane transporter activity. Gene Ontology annotation, cellular component: membrane.